This is a messenger RNA of Paramecium octaurelia, 2524 nucleotides long. Lineage: Eukaryota; Ciliophora; Oligohymenophorea; Peniculida; Parameciidae. The record is from the annotation of a GenBank genome assembly.
AUGAAUAAUUUCGAAAAGGUUGACGCCUUAGGAUAAUUGCCAUUAGCAAGGUUUGGACACACCAUUACUUAUAUUGCAAAGGGCAAGGCUAUUUUAUUUGGUGGUAAGGAGAAUUGAAUAAUUACAGGUGCGACUGGUGAUACUGGGAAAUAUAGCAUUACAGGUGAUACAUUCUCAUUUGACAUGCAGACUAAAUAAUGGAAAAGGGUCGAAGGUAAUAAAAAAUAUAAAAAAUUUAGUAUAGGGAACUGCACCUAAUCCAAGAGCAGCUCAUGCAGCAGUGUGUGUCGAUAUAAAUUAAAUAGUAAUUUACGGUGGAGCAACAGGAGGUAUGAGAAUUGAUUUAUAAUGGUAGGUGGUAGUUUGGCAUCGGAUGAUCUAUAUUUGUUAGAUUUAAGAUCAGCAGAUGAUAUUGGUUAAUGGACUGUAGUACCAGUAGUUGGAACAACCCCAGGAAGAAGGUAUGGUCAUACACUUACAUUUACUAAACCAUUUUUGAUUGCAUUUGGAGGAAAUACAGGUCAGGAGCCAGUUAACGAUUGUUGUAUGAAUUAAUCAUUUGAAUUAAGGGUGUGUUAACGUUGAGAAGAGUCCCAUUACAUGGAUGCGAUUGGAAUGCAAGUCCGAAUAGCCAAUAGCUAGAGUAUAUCACUCUGCUAGUAUUUGUACCAAUGGUAGUGCCAAUGGGAUGGUCGUAGCAUUUGGAGGUCGCUCAAAUGACUAACAAGCAUUAAAUGAUGCCUGGGGAUUGAGAAGACACAGAGAUGGAAGAUGGGAUUGGGUAAAAGCCCCUUAUAAAAUCGAUAAAGAGUAGCCCAUUGGCAGAUAUUAGCAUUCCACUCUAUUUGUCUAUAGCAUGCUAUUUGUCAUAGGAGGUAGAACUGGAAAUGUUGGUGAAACGCUCACCAUAGAUGUUUAUGAUACUGAGACUUCUGAGUGGUCUAAAUUCAAUAGCAUUCAGAGAUUCAGACAUUCUUCUUGGUUGGUUGAUACCAAUAUUUUUGUUUACGGUGGAUUCGAGCUAGAUUCACCUAAUAUCCCAACUGACAUCAUUUCUAAAAUCAAUUUGAACAAAUUACUAUUACCAAGCGAACCUUUGACUAAUAAAUUAGCCUAAUAUUAACAUGCAUAGAGGAAGUAUUAUCCAUUUUGUAUUUAGUGUAUCCCCUCAAUCUCUUUCGCCUUAGAUGAGUCCUGCUUCAACAGAUACAUCCAAUUCUUCUUUAAAUAGUUCAUUGAUGCAAAAGAAGGGAACACCCAACAGCUAAAUUAAUACUCAGAAAUAAUAAAAACCUUUUAUGUAGAAUCAAGUUGAAAAACCCUCCUUUAAGUUCAUUACUUAGGCUAUUGUGGCUGAAGAGAGCAGAGACUCAAAGGUCUAGAAUAAAAAACAAAGGCUUCCCUAAUCUGCUCAAGAUAACAAUAUUGCUCAUUUAUUUAUUAAUACCCUCUUGUAACCAAAAACUUUUAUCAAUCUUCAAGAAAAUGCUAAAUUUUUAUUCUAAGCACAACAUAUCAUCAUGCUCUGUGAUUAGGCUGAGGCAGUUAUCAAGGAAUAACCUAUGGUUUUAAGAUGCAAAGCUCCAAUUAAAAUCUUUGGGGAUAUUCAUGGAUAGUAUUCUGAUUUAAUGAGAUUCUUUGAUUUAUGGGGAUCACCUUUUGUGGAUGGUAAGGAUAGUGACAUUGAAGCAUUUGACUAUCUGUUUUUAGGAGAUUUCGUUGAUCGAGGUAACCAUUCCCUAGAAACCAUCUGUUUACUUUUAGCUUUGAAAGUCAGAUAUCCAGAAUCAAUUCAUUUAAUUAGAGGCAAUCAUGAAGAUAAAUGGAUUAAUAAUGGAUUUGGAUUCUCAGAAGAAUGUGCUUAGAGAUUAGGGGAGGAUCCAAACGAUGAUGAUUCUGUUUUUGCAAGAGUUAAUAGACUAUUUGAAUGGUUACCAUUGGCUGCAAUUGUUGAAGAUAAAAUAAUCUGUCUACAUGGUGGCAUUGGUAGCUAACUGAAUUAUGUUGCUGAAAUUGAAAAUCUUCAAAGACCCCUUGAAGUUAUACAUGAAGUCACAACUCCAGAAUAAUAAUUGGUUGUAGACAUCCUAUGGUCUGAUCCUACUGAUUCUGACUAAGAUUUUGGAAUCCAACCAAACAUUAUAAGAGAUCCUGCAGGAACUGGAAACAUUGUUAAGUUUGGUCCAGAUAGAGUUAUCAAUUUUCUAAUUAAGAACAGCCUUUCUCUUAUAAUUCGUGCUCAUGAAUGUGUCAUGGAUGGUUUUGAAAGAUUUGCAGGUACGUUUUACAUCUUAAUUAAGGUGGUCAAUUAUUGACAGUAUUUAGUGCUACUGAUUAUUGUGGUAGACAUAAAAAUGCAGGAGCAGUACUGAUUUUAAAAAGAAAUCUAGAGAUUGUUCCUAAAUUAAUAUAUCCCCAAAAUCUAAAUGCUCACAAUUGGAUUGAAGACGAAGAGACACUUAAAAAAAGACCUCCAACACCACCUCGUUGGAAAAACUAGGGUCAACGUAGAAGUUACGAAUGA